AUGGACGCUCUCACGUGCGGCAUCUGCCUCGACCAACUCAAGGUCCCCGUCGCCACGCCCUGCGGCCACCUCUGCUGCGAGGCCUGCCUCACCUCCUACAUCGAGGCUAGCGCAGACGCCCUCAACGCCUCCUGCCCCACCUGCAGAGCCUCCUUCAGCAUAGCAAUACCCGACCUUCGUUUCGUACCGAAAAAGUACCACUCCUACAUCCUCCCCAGCAUCCGCCGCGUCUUCAUCUCCCCCAACGCCCAUGCCGACCCUGAUGUUGCCGCUGAGUCCCAGCGGGAGCUCCGCGCCCAGGUCGCCCGCCUCACCGACAAGAUCGACGCCCUCGUCCAGGACAAGGCCCUUCUCAUGGACCGCUGCGAGGCCGCCAUCCGCGCGAGCCAGGCCCAUGCCCAGGGUGAGCGCGACGAGCGUCUCGCCAAGGAGCGCCUCGACCGCGACAUGCGCGACCUCCGCAAGAAGUACGAUGGGCUCAAGGGCAAAUACAAGACUUUGCGGGCGAUGUGA
Molecule: messenger RNA, 513 nt
Organism: Trametes versicolor FP-101664 SS1
Lineage: Eukaryota; Fungi; Basidiomycota; Agaricomycetes; Polyporales; Polyporaceae
Exons: 3
Coding region: 1-513 (170 amino acids)
Source: RefSeq, a predicted model, not a curated record